Messenger RNA from Endocarpon pusillum Z07020, 1521 nucleotides. RefSeq lists its product as uncharacterized. Bases 1 to 1521 code for a protein of 506 amino acids. The transcript has 3 exons. Gene Ontology annotation, biological process: polyketide metabolic process. NCBI's taxonomy places the organism in Eukaryota, Fungi, Ascomycota, Eurotiomycetes, Verrucariales, Verrucariaceae. The record is from RefSeq and is a predicted model, not a curated record.
AUGCCAGUAACUCUAACAUCCAACGUCAACACCAACGGCUUCCUAAGCAACAACUUCCCCCAUGCCCCACCCCGCCUCUAUUUCACCGCGGAAGACGACGACUUCGACGACCUGACGUUGGAGGAAUGGCGGGAUGAAGGCUUCGAUGUCGCUUAUUUGCCGAUGGGCAAGGGUGGUAAGGAAUAUAGGGGGAGGUUGAAUGGAUUGGGUAGUGGACUGGGGAUUGGGGAGACAUUUGGGAUUGUUGCGUACGGCGAAGCUGCCAGCUUCUGCCUAGAACAUUACCUCCACCCAGGCGCCAACAAGCUCUGCGCACUCAUCGCCUACUACCCAACCGCCAUCCCAGACACACGUUACACGCGCUUCCCAUCCUCAAUUCGCGUGCUCGUUCACCUAGCUGGCUCCAGCGUGGGUGUCAACCGCACCCAGCAACUUCUCGGGAUCCAGGGCAAACGUCGCACAAUACAACGGCGCAUUAACCCUGGCAUUGGGGCCGGAGGGUUACUCAAGAUCGCGUAUCCAACAUAUACGUAUGAUGAUGCCGAACCUGGGUUUGCGGAGCAUGAUCUCGAUGAGUAUGAGAGGGUCUCGGCAGAGUUGGCGUGGAGUCGGACAUUGGAUGUACUGCGAAGGGCAUUCCGGAGGGACGUCAACUUGGAGAAAGUAUGGGAGGAGAAUGUGCAAAGUGAGCCCAGUCCCCUUUAUAAAUUCUUCACUCGCAGCACGUCUGGGACUCUCCAGACACUGACCACGCAAAAACAGCCUCGUGUCACCUAUGCUCCAACGCUUACCGGCGGUAUCGGCGCAGAUGAACUCCGCCGCUUCUCUGAAGACCUCUUCAUCCCGUCUAAUCCACCUUCGCUUCGAAUGCGCCUUCUGUCCCGCACUAUUGGUGCUGAUCGAGUCGUGGACGAACUCCACAUGUCAUUUAAGCAUUCGCAGCACAUGCCUUGGAUUUUGCCCGGCAUUCCACCGACGAACAAACAGGUUGCGGUAACUAUAGUCAGUAUUGUGUGCAUCCGUGGUGGAAAGCUGUACUCUGAGCAUGUUUACUGGGAUCAGGCAUCGGUACUGCUUCAGGUGGGCCUGCUAGACCCGAAACUUGUCCCAGAGAAGUUGAGAGAACAGGGCGUCUAUCGACUGCCAAUUGUUGGACGGGAAGCUGCAAUGCAAAUACUAGAAGGAGAGGAUGGGAAGCAAAUGAAUGAGUUGGUCCCUGGUUGGGGCUCACGGGUUAGCGUGAAGGAGGAAGGAGGGCAGGCCGAAGAAGAGACCGAGACAGAGGAGGAAACAGCCGAGGUAGACGAAGAAGCGGAACAAAAGGAAGACGACGAACAAGACCAAGAAGACAAAGAGGAUGAAGAAUCGACACAGACAGAGGAUGAAUCAGGUGAGGUAGAGGAGGACACAGAUGAAGCAGAGCGAGAAGCAGCCGAGACACAGAAUGAAGACGACACGACUGAGGCAAAGAAUAUCUCAGAUGGAGACGGAUCAAGCAGAAAAGAGAGAGAGACCUCUUAG